AUGACUCAGGAGGCGCCGCCAACCAAGGCCCGCUCCGUCACCGGCGACGAUCUCUACCGCCGGCUGAGCCAGUACCGGUUAUGGUCGUAUACUCCCGAGCUGUUAGCUGAACGCAAACGCCACACCCACGAGCGGGGGGUCCGCAAAGUCAACGAUAAGUUUGACGAGGCCCACAAACGGCUAUGCGAGCAACACCCCCAGGCGUUCGCCGACCACGGGCCCCAGCUCUCUCGCGACGCUUUGGUGGAGUAUUUUACCCUCCAGGAAGAGACGAGCUAUCUUACUUAUUACUGUAUGAUGAUAUUACGGUUGCUGGACUCGCUUAAGAUGCCGUCUCAGGUGAAGGCGACGGCGGUGCUGUUCUUCCGCAAAUUCUAUUUGGAGAACCUGGUGAUGGAGUUCCACCCCAGAAACGUGUUGUUUACGUGUGUGUUUUUGGCGGCGAAGCUGGAGAACUGCUUUAUGAAGCUCGAGGCCUUUGUCAACGCUGCGCGCAAAUCCAACUCCAAAUUGACGGAAAAGGACAUUUCUGACCUUGAAUUCACCGUGUUGCUGCUGCUAAAGUUUACUUUGUUGGUACACCACCCGUUCCGCCCGCUUUACGGGUUUUUCCUCGACUUUCAACAGGUAUUGAUCCAGGCGGCCAACCCCCCCGUACUCACCGUUGACCGGCUCGGGGCGCUUUAUGAUCGAGCGAAAAGAUGGCUCAGUGACCAGGCAUUGCUUACCGACGUCCAGUUUUUGUUUACACCGCCGCAAAUCGCAUUGGCGGCACUUUAUUCGGUGGAUCCAGCCAUGGUUGAGACCUAUAUCAAUAAGAAAUUUCCAACACCGACUGAAACUAAAGUUGAAGCUACCCCUGAAACUAAAGCUGAAACUAAAGCUGAAACGAAUGGUGAAACGAAUGGUGAAACCGAAGAGGCUGAGGAACCAGCACCGCCGACACCACAACAGUUACUCGAAGUGGUUAAACAGUGUGCUCAGUUAGGGCUGGCAGUGCCUGAAGAAGAUAAGGAGGCGAUCCGGGAGAUCGACAAGAAGGGGUUCUUCUGUCUCCACCCGACUCGACUCAUUGAAAAACGGUUGAAAAAGCUUAAUCCGACGCCGCCACCGCCACCUCAAUAA
Diutina rugosa is the source of this 1125-nucleotide messenger RNA. Its product is annotated as TFIIH complex kinase subunit. Bases 1 to 1125 code for a protein of 374 amino acids. The record is from RefSeq and is a predicted model, not a curated record. Gene Ontology annotation, biological process: regulation of cyclin-dependent protein serine/threonine kinase activity; regulation of transcription by RNA polymerase II. The transcript has a single exon. NCBI's taxonomy places the organism in Eukaryota, Fungi, Ascomycota, Pichiomycetes, Serinales, Debaryomycetaceae. Gene Ontology annotation, cellular component: transcription factor TFIIK complex; nucleus. Gene Ontology annotation, molecular function: cyclin-dependent protein serine/threonine kinase regulator activity.